AUGAUUUUGGACGAGAUAAAAGAUAGCCGCACGGCGCUUCGCUCUUGUAUUCUAAUCAACAAGAAUUGGUAUGGAGCAGCCAUACGGUAUCUGUGGGACAGACCGUUUGCUUUACUUUGUGCAGGUCGGUCUCGCAAGAGUAAAAGCAAAAAAUAUAGACGCCAAGCGAACAGUCUCCUCACAACAUUCGUUGAAUGUUUUACUGAUAUAAAGGCGAUCCAAGAAGUGUUUAACAUCUCAAAGACUCAUAACAAAAAGUUAGGUUUUGAUUAUAGUAUGCAUGUGCAAGAAGUCUGCUUUGAAGAGGUGGGCAAUGUUGUCAAACUUUGGGAUGGGCUGAAUCGUUCUCUAUCGUCAACCAAGGAUGAAAUCGACAGAAUAACGGCUAGAGUCGUUGGUUUAGCUAUUCAAUAUUGUCAACAAUUGAAAACUAUCUCCCUGACUCCAAACUAUUUGUCAGCUUCUUAUCAACUAAUCCAGUCGCUGGGUUCUGCAGCAGAUCUACCACAGUUAAAAAGCCUUACAUGGAAAUCUCGAUGUUCACCAAAGGAGGUUUUCGUUGCAUUAUCAAAAGUAACGCAUAACUUGGAAUCUAUAACAAUAGAUUUUUCGCAUCGUCGCAGCAAAGAAUUCCCACAUUUGUAUAAUUUAACGAUAUUAUGUCGUUCAUCCAUGGAUCAAUGUGAUGUCGAUUUAUUAGAGGAGUUUCUGACCAAGUCAAGACCUCCUCUGAGAUCGCUGGUGAUCAGUAGAGCUGUUCUUAACGAAGCACAUUUGAAUGCAAUACUUUAUAAUCUCAGUGACACUCUUAAGACUUUGGCCGUUUUCUAUCAUAAGCAGUAUGUUAGUAGUGAGUGUAUUAAAAGAGUGAAAAGUGUAGUUGAAAAUUUCCACCUUUGUACAGAUUUGAAGUUUCAAUUGUAA
This is a messenger RNA of Paraglomus brasilianum, 924 nucleotides long. NCBI's taxonomy places the organism in Eukaryota, Fungi, Glomeromycota, Glomeromycetes, Paraglomerales, Paraglomeraceae. The record is from the annotation of a GenBank genome assembly.